AUGGUCGCCGACAAUCAACGCCUGCCGUUCCCCGCCGGCGGCGGUGGUGGCGACGACAACCAUAACUACAACUGCAGCUACAACGACAACGACGAUGCCAAUGACGGUCGGCGUCUGGCCGAGUACCCGGACCAGCCGCCGCCCGCCAAGAAGAAGAAGACGCGGACGCGGACGGGGUGCCUCAACUGCCGCCGCAAGAAGCGCAAGUGUGACGAGGGCCGCCCGGCCUGCGGCGGGUGCUCGAGGCGGAAAGAGAGGUGCGAGUGGGGGAUCAAGGUGACGUUCCGCGCCGAGAAUGCCCAGACGAUCCGGCGAGACCACCCGUCCAUGAAGAAGGCCCGCCGCCCGCCUCUCCGUCGACAGCUCGAGAUCCUCGACGUCACAGACGAGGUCAUCCGCGACUACCACUUCCCCCCCGGCCUCCAAGACUACGACUCGGACAGGGACCGGGACCGUGACCCGGACCCAGACCCAGACCCAGACCCCGGGCUGUCUUCGGCCGGGGAUGACGCUACCCCCGACGACCCGAAGACGACGACGACGACGACGGCGGCGGCGGCGGCGCCGGUGACGACGUACGACAACACCGAUGAAGCCAAGUUCCUCGACAGUCCCGUGUCGUACUCGACGUCGACAGUCGGCGGACGCACGGCAUCCGUCGCCGACUCCAACACCGCCAGGAGGACGCAGUCUUUGUCUGGGCCCAGCACAGCGUCAACGGACCAGGUGGCCGCCGUGUCGGGCUUCGGUGCCCUGCUGAGCCCGUCGACGCGGCGAAGAGACGACGACAAAACACACCACUCGCCGGUGGGCGACGGCAUGGACUAUCACCUCUCGCCGGCGUCUACCUCACAACUGGUCACCGACAGCGCCGUGGCGAACCUCAUCUACCUCAGCCAGGGCGGCGGAGUCCAUGGACAUGGUCAUUAUCAUCAUCAUCAUCAGCAGCAGCAGCAGCAUCAUAGUAAUAACCAACAAGAACACCCUCCGCCGACGGUCCCCGGCGGCAUCCCUGUCACGACGUUACCCGUGGACCCCCUGAUGGACGCGCCCUUCGACUUCAUGGACCAGAUCUUCACGCCCGAGGGCUCGUACGAAGACGGCAUCUUCCUCCCGGGCUCGGCCUACCACGAACUACACUCUACACUGCGGAACCACCUGAUCCAGGAGGUCCGGUCCACCGGCCCGACGAGGCCGGCAUCCCCGGCUUCCGGCCAGAACUCCGGACAGAGAUCCACCGACGCCGUUUCGGGGCCUUCGUCGCAGUCGCUGUCGUCGCUGUCGUCGUCAUCGUCGUCCUCGUUAUCGUCUUCGGAAUCAACCGACGCAGCUGAAGAAACGACGGCCGCCGGCGAGACAACAUCCUCGGACCACGAACCCCCCUUUCUCCCCCCCAACGAGGAGUGCGCGCUGUGGAAGAACUGGGUGGACGAGAUCUCGCCCUGGCUCGACAAGUUCGACAACCAGCGGCACUUCCAGCACUCGCUGCCGACCAUGGCCCGGUCUCACGACCACCUACGCUACUCCAUGCUGGCCCUCUCGGCGCGGCAGCUCGAGCUGAAGGACCGUACCCGGCCGACGGACCAGAGCCUGGCGCUCUACCAGGAGGCGAUCCACCUGCUGCUGCCGCAGCUGCCGACGCGGACGACGGCCGUCAUCGCGUCGUGCGUCGUGCUCUGCGUGCUCGAGAUGGCCAGCUGCUCGCCCAAGGCGUGGCGGCGCCACCUCGACGGCUGCGCGAGCCUCAUGCAGGCCGUCGGCAUGAACGGCUUCGUCGGCGGCGUCGAGCAGGCGCUCUUCUGGUGCUUCGUCCGCAUGGACGUCUGCGGCGGCCUCAUCUCGUCCGUCCGGACCCUCAUCCCCGUCGGCCGAUGGGCGUCCGGGGUCGUCGACGAUCACAACGACGACAACGACGACGACAACAACCUCGAGGCCGACGCCGGCCGGUUCCUCGCCCACAACGACCGCGGCCACGACACCUGGGCCAACUACGCCGUCUACCUCUGCGCCCGGGUGCUCAACCUGCUCGCGCCGCUGGCCAAGGCCAACCCGGGCGGCCUCUUCUUCGACGGCGGCGGGCUCCCGACCAACGACGCGCAGUACCGGGCCCGAUGGAUGCGGCUCUGGCGCCUCGUCGAGGACUGGCACGCCCGACGCCCGGCCGAGAUGCGGCCCAUCAUGACCAUCCCCCCCUCGUCCGACGACGCCGAGCCGUUCCCGGCCAUCCUCUACAGCAACCCGGCCGCCAUCUCGGGCAACCAGCUCUACCACACGGCGGCGCUGCUGAUGCUGCAGAACCGGCCGGCCUCGCUGCGCCCGUCGCCGCGGCCGCGCUCGGCGCUCUGGCACGCGCGCCAGAUCUGCGGCAUCUCCAUGACGAACCACCACCACGGCGCCUGGACCAACAGCGUCCAGCCGCUCUGGAUCGCCGGCCGCUGCAUGAGCCACCCGGCCGAGCACCGCGCCAUCCUGCGGCUGCUGGACAAGAUCGAGAGGGAGAGCGGAUGGGGCACCAAGUGGAGGGCGGACGACCUGAAGGACUUUUGGGGCGACCUGGGAGACGGUUAG
Colletotrichum higginsianum IMI 349063 is the source of this 2568-nucleotide messenger RNA. RefSeq names its product C6 transcription factor. Gene Ontology annotation, molecular function: DNA-binding transcription factor activity, RNA polymerase II-specific; transcription cis-regulatory region binding; zinc ion binding. Gene Ontology annotation, biological process: positive regulation of transcription by RNA polymerase II. Lineage: Eukaryota; Fungi; Ascomycota; Sordariomycetes; Glomerellales; Glomerellaceae. Bases 1 to 2568 code for a protein of 855 amino acids. The transcript has a single exon. The record is from RefSeq and is a predicted model, not a curated record. Gene Ontology annotation, cellular component: nucleus.